UUCCACGGCCAAAAGCUGUUCACUUCCGGGUUUUGUUGCGUCGUACCGUAAUGGCUGAAGUGUACGUGUUUGUAAACGCGUGAUACUUCUCUCAGUUGCUUUCUUCUAAAAGUUUCUCCACUUCGAUUGAUAGUUUUAGACGAAUCGCGAAAAUGACCGAGGACGUGCAGAAGCACUCGGUGCACACGCUGGUGUUCAGGUCCCUCAAAAGGACACAUGACAUGUUUGUGUCCGACCACGCCAAGUCCAUCGCAGUGGACGAAGAUAGUCACCGGCUAAAGAUGGCUGUGAAACUGAAGGCGGAUUACAGUGCGGUUCGUCACAUGCCGAUCUUGAAGGAAGGAAAAGAUAGAGCUGCACAGUAUCCAGGCAACAUGCAGGGCCAGCAGAGCAUCACACAGUCGGCUGACCCAGAGUACCUCAUCACCGGAACACACGCCUACCCAUCUGGACCUGGAGUGGCACUAACUGCGGACACAAAGCUGCACAGGAAUCCCAGCGAGGCUGGAGUUCACUCCAUGGCUUUAGCGCUGCCUCCCUCACAAGCCAGGCAAGAUGCCAGUCGCACAGCAGCCAGUGUUGCAGACAUCCAUCAGCAUGCUGGGUCUGCAGAGAGGUCCCAGGCUCCUUCCAGAGCAUUGUCUUUGCUGGAAGGAGGCGGAACAAGAAAUUCCGCCAUCAUGAGGAGGAUGACCACCAUGCCCAAACCUCAGUGGCACCCGCCAUGGAAGCUGUUCCGGGUCAUCAGCGGUCACCUGGGCUGGGUGCGUUCCAUCGCCGUGGAGCCAGGAAACGAGUGGUUUGUGACCGGGUCCGCCGACAGAACCAUUAAGAUUUGGGAUUUGUCGAGCGGCAAGCUGAAGCUGUCUCUGACCGGUCACAUCAGCACGGUGCGGGGGGUGGCGGUCAGCACCCGCAGCCCGUACCUGUUCUCCUGUGGCGAGGACAAACAGGUCAAGUGUUGGGAUCUGGAGUAUAACAAGGUCAUCAGGCACUAUCACGGUCACCUGAGCGCUGUGUACGACUUGGACCUGCAUCCCACUCUAGAUGUUCUGAUGACCUGCAGCCGAGACGCCACAGCCAGGGUUUGGGACAUCAGAACCAAAGCCAACGUGCACACCCUGACGGGUCACACCAACACUGUGGCCACGGUCCGAUGUCAAGCAGCUGAGCCUCAAGUCAUCACGGGCAGCCACGAUUCCACCAUCAGACUCUGGGAUCUCAUCGCUGGGAAGACCAGAGCGACGCUGACCAACCACAAGAAAUCUGUGCGAACAUUAGUGCUGCACCCCAGACUCUACACCUUUGCCUCUGGUUCAGCUGACAACAUCAAGCAGUGGAUGUGCCCGGAUGGCAAGUUCAUCCAGAACCUGUCAGGUCACAACGCCAUCAUCAACACCCUGGCCGUCAACGCCGACGGCGUCUUGGUGUCCGGAGCUGACAACGGGACCAUCCACAUGUGGGACUGGAGAACCGGUUACAACUUCCAGCGCAUCCACGCUGCCGUGCAGCCCGGAUCACUGGACAGCGAGUCGGGCAUCUUCGCCAGCAUCUUCGACAAUUCAGGAGGGAGACUGAUCACCGCCGAGGCGGAUAAAACCAUCAAAGUGUAUAAAGUGGACGACACUGCUACAGAGGAAACGCAUCCCAUCAACUGGAAGCCGGAUAUUCUCAAAAGAAAGCGCUUCUAAUGUGGGCCAGCCAUGUUUUUUUAUUCGACUUGAUUGUGUUUACUCCACGACCCAUUUGCAGUCCGCGCAGUCCGACUUCAGCCCGACAAACCUGCCAUCUUGGACGGCCAGUAACUGUCCAGAGAGCCUGUGCUUGAGGGCGACGGCUCUUCUGUGGGUCCAGUCGGCCUGGUCCUCCUGCAACAGCCACUCCUCCAUCUGUGACGGACUCUCUUCAGUGCGGACCUCGCUCUGCUCACAGUCUAACCCUGCAGAACAAUACACAGCAUUUCCAUUCUUUUUUUUCCUUUUUGCUACAUUCAUGAUUAAAACCCCUUUUUUGACUUAAAUGAGUGCUCAUGUGUGAGUCAUACCAAGAAACCUGCGAGUGGCCAUGUUCCUGAGGUGUGUACAGCCCCGACCCUUCACCACCUCCCAGUGACCGCGGUCGCCCAGCAACGCUGUCAGCUGGACUCUGGAUCCAGUCACUCCAUCACCUGGACAUAAAACCUAGAUGAAAGUUUGCUGAGCUUGUUUGCCGUCAACUUUGCCU
Molecule: messenger RNA, 2223 nt
Organism: Synchiropus splendidus (mandarinfish)
Lineage: Eukaryota; Metazoa; Chordata; Actinopteri; Syngnathiformes; Callionymidae
Gene: plrg1
Product: pleiotropic regulator 1
Exons: 15
Coding region: 153-1691 (512 amino acids)
Biological process (GO): mRNA splicing, via spliceosome
Cellular component (GO): Prp19 complex; catalytic step 2 spliceosome; precatalytic spliceosome
Molecular function (GO): protein binding
Source: RefSeq, a predicted model, not a curated record